AUGUCGUCCUCCAGCGUGCCAGCGAACCCGACCUCUCACAAUGUCGCCUCACUGCUACCGAAGCUCCAGGAUGCCGAUCCGGACAUUCGAUUCAUGAGCUUGACAGAUCUCAAUACGAUGCUGAACAACGGUCACCAAACCUUCCUUCAUCACGACUACACCACAUGCGCAAAGGUUGUAGAAGGCCUGCUACAUACCCUCAAUGACACCAACGGCGAUGUACAAAACACGGCGAUCAAGUGCUUGGGACCUUUCGUUAACAAGGCGCCUGAUACCAUCUUGUGUCCCACAAUCGAGAAGGUCAGCAACAUUCGGACAAGCAACUCGAUCGACACGUCAAUUCCAGCUUUGGCUGUGCGGGCCAUCGUGGUUGCCCUUCCACACCCGGUGCCCGGCGUUGCAAAGACCCAGAAAGUCACAGAUGCAUACAACGCAGUGUCAAAAGCUCUCAUACCACGUCUCGUGGGCCGAGUUGUCAUUCCACUGCCAGGCGGUAAGGUCGCCCCAGCUCCGCCGAAGGGAAUGCUGCAAGAAGAUCUCGAGACUGGAAACGACAGCAACAGCUUGGACGUUUUGACGGAGGUUGCGCGAUGCUUUGGCCCAAUGCUGCAGGACCCGGAGGUGGCAGCACUGGAGCAAAUCACAAUGCAGAUCCUGGAGACGGAGCGUUGCGGUACGGUCAUGAAGAAGAAAGCAGUGACAGCUUUGUCUGCGUUGGCCACCUACUUCAACGACGAUAUCCUCGCAAACCACGUCAGCUAUACGAUCAAUCAGCUGCGCCAACCCCAUCUCACGACUCAGCAACGCAAGCUGUACCUCACCGUCUAUGGCAGUCUAGCACGAAGCAUUCCUCAGAAGUUUGGGCCAUACCUCAAGACUCUCGCGCCGUUCGUUCUUUCUCCAUUAAGUCAAGAAGAGCUGGAGCAGCAGAGGGAAGCAGAGGCGGAGGCCGAUGGGGAGCGUGAUGUGCAUAUGGAAGAGGUCCGGGAAGCAUCCUUGAUCGCUCUGGAGAAUUUCUUGGAAGCCUGCGCUCAGGAUAUGAGGGCAUACACCAAGGACGUUGUGGACGCCGCGACUCGCUUCCUCAAGUACGACCCGAACAUGGCUGACGACGAUGACGAGGACAUGGAGGAGGAAGAAGAGGAAGACGAGUUCCUCGGCGAUGACGAUUUCGAGGAGGAGACGGGAUUUGAAGAUGAAGACGAUGUCAGCUGGAAGGUGCGCAGAUGCUCAGCAAAGGCCUUGCACGCUUUGGUGGGAGUCCUCGAUGCCAACGAUCCCGCGAUCUACGGACAAAUUGCGCCCGCGCUGAUUGCUCGGUUCAAGGAGAGGGAGGAGAGUGUGCGUACAGAAGUCCUCGCAACUCUAGCUUUCCUGAUAACCAAGACUGGAUCUAUUUCCAAUGUGCAAAAUAGCUCAGACCAUCCGACGCAGACGCAGAGCAGGAAGCGUAGACGAGGAUUUAGUGAAUCGCUCGGCUCCGAUCUUCACGCUCAGCAGUCGCUGAUGAAUGGCUAUGCUUCUCCCUCGACACCUCCACCAGUCGACAACGCCACGAAAGGGCUGGCAAAGAUCAACCCGGACAUUGUCAAGGGUGCUGCAAAGCUCCUCAAGUCCAGCACCGCGCCUACCAAGCAAAGCAUCAUUUCUCUUCUCAAAGACAUGGUCUCUGCUCAGCAAGGCGGGCUCUCUCAGCACGCCGAUCUUGUCAUUGAGCCUGUCAUCGAAGCAAUGAACUCAACAACUGGCUCGGUCUCGAAUGUCGCCGGAAACGCUCUUCGCAUCGAGGCCCUUGCUCUGCUGCGUGUAAUUGCCGAGAAGCAUUCCAGCAAAGUUGUGCAGCCUCACCUCAACCGUAUCGUCCCAGCUCUGGUCGCAGCGGCUAAGGAUCGCUACGCCAAGGUUUCUGGCGAGGCGUUCUCGACGAUUGAGGUCUUCAUCAAGGCACUUACUCCUCCCCGCUCUGCGGCAAGCAAGACCGGCGAUGUGUUGACCAAGCUCUAUCAAGUCAUCGUGGAGCGAAUCUCAGCUCAAGAUACUGAUACCGAAGUUCGUCAAAAGGCUGUCCGAGCUCUCGGCCUUCUCAUCGGUCGAACAUCCGGUCCUUCGGCUUCUAACUUGAUCUCUCAAGAGGAUCGCUUCGCUGGGCAACAGCUCAUCGCCGACCGCCUGAAGAAUGAGCUCACCCGACUUGCUUGUGUUCGAGCAGUUGACACCAUCGCCGUCCUGGCGCAGAACAAGAAAGACUUCAAGCCCGACUUCGUCGGUACCGUUGCUGUGGAGCUUGGUGCUCAGCUGCGCAAGGCCAGCCGCUCGCUUAGAGGUGCGAGUCUGAGUGCUCUGCGCAUGCUGGCCGUCAACGACGCUUCAAGAGCUACGAUGAGCGACAAGGUCAUCUCGCAACUGGUGGACGCGCUGGUCCCAUUGCUUGGAACAGAGGAUCUGCAUAUGAUGAGUCCAGCUUUGAUCGUGCUUGCUGCGUUGGCCAAGGACCAUCCAAAGCUCGUCGCCACACCCGCCGUUGUUCAGGGCAUCUGCGCGAUCGUCCGGUCUCCGCUGUCUGGCGUCGCUCUCGAUGCACUUCUCACCUGCGUUGAGGCCCUGGGACAUGCUCGUGCUGCAAAGCCACUCAUGUCGGCGCUGUUGCAGAUGGCGCCUCAGGGCGACACAGACGCGACCGGACAGGUCAUUGGUACAUUACUCGUCUCGGGCGGCGACAGUUCUGGUGUAACCUUGGAUGCGUUCCUCACCGAGCUCAAGUCGCAGCAAGAUGAAGCGAAGAAGUGUUUGGCGCUCUCUGUUCUUGGUGAGGCUGGUCUACGCAUGGGAGCUAGCUUCCCGCUUUCGCCAGACAGCUUCACACCAUACUUCGACAAUCCUUCGGAGAAGGUCAAGCUGGCCGCAGCCGUCGCUCUUGGGCGUGCUGGAGCGGGUAACGUCAAGGCGUAUCUACCCCAGAUUCUGCAAGGUAUGUCGCAAGGCAAGCAAUACCUGCUUCUGCACUCUGUCAAGGAGCUCCUCCAGCACAGCAAUGCCGAAGACGAAAUCCGACCCUACACCAAGAAUCUGUGGGACAACGUCAUCAGCUCUGGGCAGGCAGAGGACAACAAAGUUGUCGGCGCCGAGUGUGUCGGUCGCCUAGCGAUCAUCGAUCCGACUGCAUACUUGCCUCAGCUUCAGACGUUCCUCAAGAAUCCGAACCCCAUGAUUCGUGGCAUGGUCAUUUCCGCACUGCGUUACGUCUUCUCCGACACCGAAGAUUCGUACAACCCGAACUUGCAAGCAACCAUUAUCCCCAUGCUCUCCACCAUGUUGGACGACUCGGACCUCGACAAUCAGCGUCUUUCCCUCACAACAUUCAACUCUGCUCUGCACAACAAGCCAGAUCUCGUUCUGCCUCAUCUUGCAGAGCUACUGCCCAUGGCUAUGCAAGCUUCCGUCAUCCGGCCAGAACUCAUCCGCGAAGUCUCAAUGGGACCGUUCAAGCAUAAGAUCGACGAUGGUCUCGAGAUGCGCAAGUCCGCGUACGAGACGCUGUAUGCUCUUCUCGACUCAGCACCCUCUCGCCAACGCCUUGACAUGUCUGCCUUCUACGACCGUAUCGUGGCCGGUGUCGCCGAUGAGCACGAAAUCAAGAUUCUCUGCUGCCUAGUCCUCGGCAAGUUGGUCACUCUCGCUCCCAUCGAGUCUUCUCGCCGUCUUGAGCCUCUGGCUCAGCAGUUCCGCCUUGUCCUCGCUUUCAAGCCGAAAGAUAACGCAGUCAAGCAGGAACUCGAGAAGCUGGCGGAGCAGCAGAAGGCGGUGGUCAAAGUCUCCGCUGCCUUUAACAAAGCGCUCGGUAACGACAGUGAGAGCCGCGCUUGGAAGGAAUACUACGAAUGGGUCGGCAAGGACUUCCCGCAGUUGAGGAAGGCGGCCGAAGAGGAUCUUCGCAGCGGCGGUGCGGAAUUCUCUCAGCGAUAG
Zymoseptoria tritici IPO323 is the source of this 3963-nucleotide messenger RNA. RefSeq lists its product as uncharacterized. The transcript has a single exon. Gene Ontology annotation, biological process: SCF complex assembly; protein ubiquitination. NCBI's taxonomy places the organism in Eukaryota, Fungi, Ascomycota, Dothideomycetes, Mycosphaerellales, Mycosphaerellaceae. Gene Ontology annotation, cellular component: nucleus. The record is from RefSeq and is a predicted model, not a curated record. Bases 1 to 3963 code for a protein of 1320 amino acids.